AAAAAAGUAGUUAAAGUGGUUAGAAAAAUCGAUAGGUCGAAGUCUUAGUCGGUCCUUGGCCCGAGAGCUUUGGUGGUUCGAAGGGAGGAGGGAUAAUAGGGAAGCAGCAUCGUAUACAUACACACACACAUACACACACACAUACACAUUCACCUUCACAUUCGCAUUCACACUCACAUUCACAUACAUAUACACAUACAAAUGUAUACAUAUAUCCUAUCCAUACGUAGUUGUGUAGUCGCUGAGUAGAAAGAGUGGGGAGAUGUCAGACUGGAAGGGAGAGGAGCGGCGCAGGAGGAAAGCGCGGCACAGCCGAGCAGCCGGCAGUCUGCGCACGGACAUCGAUCGAGGUUCACGUUCCGCAUUUACCGCAUCCGUCCUGUUCUCUCAUUCGCACACACUCUUCUGUUUCCUUCCUUCCUUCCUCCUUCCUUCCUUUUUUCUCUCCUUGCUUCCUCCUUCUUCCUUCCUUAACUUCCGUUCUCGAGAUAUUAUCGGAAUACAAUAUCGCGUGUCGCACUUGGAAUCAUCGAUCAUCGAUCAUCGAUCUUCUUCCGUUUUUUUUUUCUUUUCUCCUAUUUUUUCUUUCCUUUUGCUUCUUUUUCUCCUUUCCUUCGUAUUUUUCUUUUCUUUCCCUCCUUGUGCAUUUUUUUUCUCUAUUUUCUUCUUCGUUUUUUUUCUUUUGGUGGAGAGACGAAGUAACGAAUAUUUUCUUGUGAGUUUGUGUGCGAAGGGAGAAGACACGGAAGAGGGAGAAGAAGAGAGAGAGAGAGAGAGAGAGAGAGAGGAAGAAAUUGAUAUAUUUUAUCUUAUGGUUUUUCUUACAAAUUAAAUAAGAUCGAUACGAUCGAUCACAAGAAGAUGAUCUAAAGACGAUGAAUCUACGCUGAUCCUGUUAUUUCCGAUUCUCGAAGAGCGAUGUUCAAACGAUUAUCGAAAUCGAGGCGGCACAGUGCCGAUGACGUCGGUCUUGCUUUACCGAGAAGUCCGAAUUUGGAGGAAUCAGAGACUCAACAAAGUAUCAGUCCGAUUCCAGUUUCUCGGGACAAUUCUCAAGGAUUGAGUCCUGCGGCGUUACUUAGGAUCUCCAGGACGAAAUACAGCCGAAGAAGUUGCGGCGAUGCUACAGCGAUGCAAGCGUUACUUUCUUCGAAGCAGGACGAGGAACAUGAGGUCGUUGAGGUUGACUACCGGAGUGACUAUCAGACCGACUAUCAGAUGGUCACAGCUGUGCCGGCGUUCAUCGUCGAGCAUGAGCCCGAAAAACAACGAGGGUCAAGCUUAGGAGUCUGGGGCCGUAGGAUGAGCAAAAAGAUAGACUCCUUUCGUAGGGCUGGUUCCCGUGAAACGAUUUGUUCCCUAGAAAGAUCCGACCCUAGCGCCAACAAUAAUAACAAUGAAUCUAGUAACAACAAUAACAACAAUGGCAAUAUAAAUCCUACGUUGAACAAGACGACGUUGCAAUCGCAGAAGACGGAUUCAAAGCUGGAGUCGAAGAGGUUAUCAGGAAAUUCUCAGAGAUCACCGUCGCCCUUCAAAUCGUUUUUCAUUCGUAUGGGUUCGACCGGUAUGUUAAAUUCGACAAGGAUCAACAGACGUUCCGCGAACGUCGACGUCGGUUCGAAAUCUACGGAGAAAGAGAAUCUAUUUAGAAGUUGCAGUACGAGUCAAUUGAACACGAGUCCGACAUACGUGAAGGGAGAUGAUCCAUCCGAAGGGAUCGAUCUUCGGAUCGCGGCACGUAAGGACAAGACGGUAUCCUGCGACGAUUUGGCUGCUCGAAGAAACGACGAUGUCUUCGACGAUCCUACCGACGACGUAUCACCAUCCGUAUGUCAAUCUGGAAGUCUUUCCGGUAGUCCAACUGGUAGCCCGUCGGCCAGUCCCUCGGGAAGUCCGUCAACGAGAAAUUUCAAGCCGUGCGAUUUUGGACGAUCAAGAAUGGAAUCGGCAAUGAGGAAGAGUAGCAGCUGCGACUUCAAAGAAGCCAAGAAGUCUAGUUUCCCGUACGCUUUUCUGAGAUCGAAGUUAUCUGUUCUGCCCGAGGAACGUCACGGAUCGUUCGUUUCGAAAGACGAAAGAUUGUUCAAGACUGCGUCGGAGGAACAUUUUCCGGCGUUGAAGAUAGAGGACACUUACACCGGUACGACUACGUUAGGACGUAAACGAUCUAGAAAUGGUAAUUUAGGUCGUGGUAACGUUUCUUCGAGGUACCAAGAGACGACGAAGCCACCGAGGAAUUCAUACGUGGAAUUUCGAAAAAAACAGGAAAGGUACAGCCUGAAUCCUAGCGAGCUCGAGCGUAUAGAGGACUCGACGUUUCAUCAGGAAGAUUCGUCGCGUUACGGUGCGUACGUUAGCGUUAGUCCGAUGUCACUUGCACGGGGAAACGUUCCAAGUGUUCAUAGAUCCGAGAUCAAUCAGGACAGACUGGACUUUCCUGGCAGAACGAUGGAUCUUAGAUUUUCCGAGACGUCUUCGUUGAACGUCGAACUCGACGUAACUGCCACGUUGAGAAUCGACAGAAGGAAUUCAGCUCCCAGUGGCGAACAAAGGCUAUCGUCUCAUUACGUCAGUUCGAACGAGUCUGGUUACGACAGCGACGGUCCUAGGGGCGAAUCGGCAGCUGCGUCGGAGAACGAAGCAUUGAGUUUGAAAUGUACGGAUAGCUCGGACACCAGUAGCGUUAUAGAUUCCGAAUUGGAAAAGCCUAUUAGGAGUUCGACCCCCAGCGAGUGUCAGGAUCAAGAACAGAAAGAAUUGAGGAAGGGCUCGACGAACGAGACGAGGAUUGACUCGUCAGAAAUAGGCGAUGUGAUAGACGGUCUGAGAUGGCAUCAGAGUACCUCUGGUAGGUUGCUACCGAGCAUCCAUCAGACUUCGUUCGACAACGCCACUACGAAUUCUCAUUUUCCUGUCUGCGGCGAUGGUUCAAGCGGUAUUGCCAACGUAACGAAACCUCUCGACGUGUCACCGCAUCGGAUAAGAUUGCAACAAGAUAAGACUCGCUUCCUCAGCGAUAUCAUACAGCCACCAAAGAGAGUCAGACGUUGUCGUAUAGUCCAACUUCAGAAGAGAGAUCCGAAAGAGAGUUUGGGAAUACGAUUGGCUCAGCAAAGACUCGGAGAGAUCCGUUAUAUCGUCGUACAGCUAGAAAGCGAUGGGAUAGCUCAUAGGGACGGUAGGCUAAGACUCGGUGACGAGAUCGUCGAAGUCGAAGGGAAGGAGUUACGAACUCUUGAGAGUCUCGAGGAGGUCCAAGAGUUCCUUAGAUCGUUUACAGGAAAUAAGAUAAGAUUGAUGACAGCUUACGAGGAAACGGUGCCCCAGGUCUACGUAGCACCGCCAACACCAACCUCAACCUCAACCGCUCUACCUGGCGAGUACGAGUAUCUGGAAAAUGCGAAGAAUCUUUCGAACAUGUCGUUGAUCGACGACAAAUCGAAGGAAGGUUCAUCGAAAGACAGUAAGGUCAAUGAGGAUACAACACGAUCUAGCAAACGACCUGACUUUCUACCCCUCUCCUGCCUGUCGAAGAAUCAUCGAAAGGACUCGGAGAAUGGUUUCGAGGCUAACACCGAAUCACAGCACUAUCUGACGAAACACGUCGCCAAGUUUGAAAAGGGCUACGGGAAGCCGAGUUUGGGAUUUAGCGUUGUAGGUGGAAGGGACAGUCCGCGUGGUGAAAUGGGCAUUUUCGUCAGACGUGUCUUUCCAGGUGGACAAGCCGACGUAUCCAAGUCGUUGUUCCAAGGCGACGAAAUCGUGAGUUUGAAUGGGAAGAUCUUGAAGGGUCACACGCAUCAGGAAGUGAUCGAAUUGUUCAAAGCGGUUAGAGAAGGUCCGGUCGAGUUAGAAAUAACGAGGCGACACAGGUAUCCUAAGAGCACCCUGAAAUCGACACCGUACUAAGAAAAAAAAAAAAAGAAAGAAAGAAAACAAAAAGAAAAAGAAAAUGGAAAGAAAACGAGAAAAAAAACGAGGCUAUAUAAACAACGACGCGAAACUGCCCACCGGAAGUGCUCUUUCGAAUUUAAUUCUAAGCGAACGAACCGUGGCGCAAACGACCUACGAAGUUUUAGGAUUCUAGUCUUUCACGAAAAAGAAGCAAAAAGGGAAAAAAAGUAAAAAGGAAAAAAAGAAAAGAAACAAAAAAAAAAUUAGAGGGAGAAAAAGCAAAAGAAAAGAGAAAAUAACGAAAAAAAAAAAAAAGCAGAAAGAUAAAAAAAGCACAGGAAUCUUCGAAUUUUUAUAUAUGCUCGUUUAGAUUAAUUUAUUAAUCGUCGAUUGCCUAGCAAAUUGAAUUUAUUUUAUUUGCGCAUUACGAUAAUGACUAUAGCAAUUAUUAUUAUUACUAUUAUUAUUAUUUUCUUUUUAUUUUUAUUAUUAUGAUUAUUAUUAGACGUUAUCAAAAAUGUUUAUCAAGAUUUUAAUAUGACUUCAUCGACGCCGCGCGAAGAUCGAUUUUAAUAUUGACUAUCUUUUAACAUUAUUUUAUAUUAUUUUAUUUUAUUUUUCUUUCUUUUUUCUUUUUCUUUUUUUUUUUUUUUUUUUUUUUUUUUAAU
Messenger RNA from Vespula vulgaris, 4565 nucleotides. Its product is annotated as dentin sialophosphoprotein-like. The transcript is spliced from 6 exons. Bases 919 to 3912 code for a protein of 997 amino acids. The record is from RefSeq and is a predicted model, not a curated record. Gene Ontology annotation, molecular function: protein binding. Lineage: Eukaryota; Metazoa; Arthropoda; Insecta; Hymenoptera; Vespidae.